GCAGUCCUCCGGCGGAGGGGAGGGAUGCUGGCUUCGCGAAUGAAGUCAAGGGGACGCCGGUGCGGGCGGCACUGCGGGAGAGCAAUGCGACGCUGGGAAUGGAGAGCGGGGGCAGUGGACGGGGCCAAUAAGCCUUUUGCGUGAUGAUUGAUCGAUCCGAUCCCUGGUCUCUGGGGCACGUUACGUGCCAAAGGGGCCUCCUGGACAUUCAGAGGCCCCAGCCGCGUUUCCCCCGCUCUCGAAUUACAGCGUGGCAGCAUGUUUUGGGGUUGGGAUUGGGCUAGAGUGUUGAUCUGAUCUGCACGAAUUCGUUCAUUCCAUGUCCAGCCGAAGCUGUGUCUGGGUUGGAGACGAAUUGUCGCUGGAUAGCGUUCACGUCGGGCCUCCAACUGUCUUCGGAGGUCUUGGACUUCUGCGAAAGCCGGGUCUUUUUGCGAUUCACAUAAUUGGAGAGAAGAACGGCAUCAGUUUUCCUGUCACGGUAGGAGUGUGCGGAGAAGCUGCCGGCAAUCAUCUGCGGAAGUAUGUGAAUGUUGGAUGUCCUCAAUUUGAGGAACUGCAGGAUUGCUGAAUUGAAUUGGUGAUGUCUUGAUAUGCUGCUCGAUACAGCAGGUUUGCAAAUUUCGUUGGCGCUUCUGUCGUGUGGCGACAAGUGGGGAUGCCUUUAGGUGUAUCACAGAGUCUCACAACAACACUGGCUUCCUCAAGAACCAUAUACUUGUCAAAUCCGGGGAUUUCUGAGAACUAUGUCUGUGGACGGAGUCACAUAAGACACUGUAACACCGUUGUUGCAAAGGUGAAGUGUAAUGUUGCCUCGCCCGGAGACACGGGAAGCAGUUCGGAAAUGAAGCUUCUCCACACAAAUAAUUGUACUGGUAUUUCGCAGGCUGCAGUAUGUAACUCCAGCCUUAUAAUUCGCGAAGCGUAUUUGACAGACUUCUGGGAAGUCUCAGAUACUCACUGUGGCGCGUUCUUCCCACAUGUCAAGUUUCCGAUGGAUUUUAUUCUGCGAAGUGAUAGGGCUAUGACAAUGCUUGGGAAUCUGACACUACCAUCAGAUCAGAAGCGCAUUUGUUUGGUUGCCCUGGAAGCUCUUUAUUUGGAUAGUGUGGAGACGGAAAGUAAAGGGGAGAACUCGAAGCCGCAAUUUUCCUUUCUCGUCAACUUGGCUGGAGCCGGUGAGCUUUCAAGCAAAGUCUCUGGAGCAUUGACUAUGGACACCCUUGCAGAAUUUUUACCUCGACGGAAGCCUCUGAGCCGGCGUAGGACCGGGAUAGCUUACGUUUCAAAUGUUGCUGUGCGGCCCUCACGUAGGAGGAGAGGAAUUGCUGGUCGGUUGAUUAAGGAGGCACAAAGAAUUGCACGUACUUGGGGAUGCCGGUCAAUGGCACUUCAUGUUGAUGUCAACAACGCUGCUGCGGAGGCCUUGUAUUUGCGACAAGGAUUCAGACGCGUGAAGAUUCCUGCAGGAGCUAAAUGGCCUCAACCUCAGGCUCUCCCUGGUGCCAAUCUGCAACUGAUGAUGAAGCACUUAGGAUGUUGAGUUGAAUGCCCUAUGGUACCAAGACGGCCAAGACGGGUUAGAUGGCCAAGACGGGUUCUUGUGAAAAUAGUGAGAAAUCAUAACUGUGCCAUACAUAUGUACCAAUUGUGUCAUACAUGUAACAAACAACUGUACAGGUUAACUCAAGUUUCUCUGAAGAGGCUGUAUUUGACAGACCAAAUAUAUAUAUAUAUAUGCCUUCAGGAUAAGCGCUGGAAAAAGCGUUCAAUUUAUAGUC
This is a messenger RNA of Marchantia polymorpha subsp. ruderalis, 1781 nucleotides long. The record is from the annotation of a GenBank genome assembly. Lineage: Eukaryota; Viridiplantae; Streptophyta; Marchantiopsida; Marchantiales; Marchantiaceae.